UUAUGAGUAAUCGGAAUGAAUGCUAAUUUUGAUGUUCUGAUAUUGUAAUUUAUCGCUGUUUUGUAUCUAUUCUCUCUCUUCUAUUUUAACUUAAACCAUGAAAGUUUGCACUAUGUUAGCUGUUGAACAUUUUAGUAGAAAAUAUAAAAUAUUAUGAAUAUUAUUUAAAAUAUAAAACAGUAAUUUUUCUUCUAUGUUAUUUUUUUUUAAAUAUCAAUGACAUGAACUAAGUUUUUUGUUUUGAAUAAUGUUUAACAAUAGAAAAUAGUAUUAUAUUCUGGGAUUACAUUAUGAAAACAGCUAUUUUAUUAUUGGAUAAGUAUAAUCUGGCAAUAAGUGCCAUUUUAAUUGUUAUUAUGCAAAUAAUAUUUUUCACUAUAGCUGUGACAUUACAAUAUGACAAAGUUGCUGAUUUUGCUGGUGGUAUAAGUUUUAUUUUAGUUGCUCUAUUAACAUAUGGACUAGCUCAAACACAUGAUAGCCGUCAAUUUAUGGUAACAUUAUUUGUUGUUAUUUGGGGUAUUCGCUUAAGUUCAUACUUAUUUUAUCGAAUAUUAAAAAUUGGAAGAGAUGCUACAUUUUCUGAUAAAUGCAGUAAUAUGAUACGUUUUGCUGUAUUUUGGACUUUUCAAGCAAUAUGGGUUCUUAUUGUCAGCUUACCAGUCAUUGUUAUAAACGCAGCUCAUAAUUCAAUAAAAGUUGGUGCUCCUAAAACUAUGACUACUCUUGAUACUGUUGGUUGUUGUGUAUUCAUUUUUGGCUUUAUCAUAGAAACUUUUGCUGAUUUACAAAAGUAUGCAUUUAGAAGUGAAGAAACAAAUAAAGGCAAAUGGUGUGAUGAUGGUCUUUGGAGUAUGUCACGACAUCCAAAUUACUUUGGAGAAAUUGUUUUGUGGUGGGGUAUUUUUAUUGUAUCAUUGAAUGUUAUAAAAGGAAAUGAAUUUAUUGUGGUUAUAUCACCCAUAUUUACAACUUUUAUAAUACUAUUUCUCUCAGGUAUACCACAUUUAGAACGAAUAUCAGAUCAUCGAUUUAGAAAUAAUAUAAAUUAUCAGUUGUACAAACGAUCAACAUCUCCUCUUAUACCAAUACCACCAUCAUUUUACAUUGGAGUACCUGGUUUUAUAAAAAUGUUAUGUUGUUGUGAACUUCCUUUAUAUAAUUGGAUGAAAGCUCAUCAUACAGAUCCACCUGAAGCAGCACCAGCUCCAAAAUCUUCCUAGCAAAAAAAGGGAGCGGGUGUUACUAUGGUAGAAAUUACAAACCGCUCCCAAGAAAUUCCAAAAUAUUCAUCAUCUACUACAUAUGUCUAAUAAUAAAUUUCUAGAAAUAGGUAAAAAAUGUAUGUAAAAUUAGUUCAUUUUUUUCUUAUUAAGAAAUUAUUGAUUUAUAAAAUUUAAUAAUAAUCUAUUUAAUGAGAAAACUUUUGUUCUACACAUUAUUUUGAACAGUAAUAUGCUCUAAAGAAAUAAUAGAUAGUUAUUAUAAUUUAUAAUUGUAUAACUAAUUUUAAAAAUUAACAAAAUAAACUUAAAAAUAUUAGAUCAUUUACCAAUUUUAAUAAAUCAAUAUAAAUAUUAUUCUAAUUCAAAAAUGUUGGUUUACUAAACAGUAUCAUGAUUUUUUUUUUCAAUUAAAUAAUCUCAAAUGAAUAAAAAAUAAUAAUAAUUUAAUACAAUUAAUUGCACAAUA
Messenger RNA from Daktulosphaira vitifoliae (grape phylloxera), 1692 nucleotides. RefSeq lists its product as uncharacterized. The coding region runs from base 291 to 1223 and encodes 310 amino acids. Gene Ontology annotation, cellular component: membrane. Gene Ontology annotation, biological process: lipid metabolic process. Gene Ontology annotation, molecular function: oxidoreductase activity, acting on the CH-CH group of donors. Lineage: Eukaryota; Metazoa; Arthropoda; Insecta; Hemiptera; Phylloxeridae. The record is from RefSeq and is a predicted model, not a curated record. The transcript has 6 exons.